UUCCUCCCAAAUAUGGUAAAGCACAUACAGUAGCUCAGUGAAGUGGGAGAAAUCGGUUGAUAAAGUGGGCGGUGGGGUAUUGACAUACAAUUUGCUCGCUUGAACAACAAGAUUAUGUCAUAUUCUAACAAGUAUAUUUUUGCAACUCUGCCAAGAACCCAGAGAGGCCAGCCAAUUGUUCUUGGUGGAGACCCAAAAGGAAAAAAUUUUUUGUAUACAAAUGGCAAUAGUGUAAUUAUACGUAACAUAGAGAAUCCUGCAAUAUCAGACAUCUAUACAGAACAUUCAUGUGCAACAAAUGUAGCAAAAUAUUCUCCAAGUGGAUUCUACAUUGCUUCAGGAGACCAGUCAGGAAAAGUGAGAAUAUGGGACACAGUUAAUAAAGAACAUCUUCUGAAGAAUGAAUUUCAACCCAUUGGUGGUCCUAUCAAAGACAUUUCUUGGUCACCAGAUAGUCAAAGGAUGGUGGUUGUUGGAGAAGGCAGGGAAAGGUUCGGUCACGUCUUCAUGGCGGAGACCGGGACGUCGGUGGGGGAGAUAUCCGGGCAGUCCAAGCCCAUCAAUUCUGCCGACUUCCGGCCGGCCCGCCCGUUCCGCAUCGUGACCGGCAGCGAAGACAACACGAUUGGAGUGUUUGAGGGGCCACCCUUCAAGUUCAAGAUGACCAAGCAGGAUCACACUCGCUUCGUGCAGGCUGUGAGGUACUCCCCGAAUGGCAGCCACUUUGCCUCUGCUGGAUUCGAUGGCAAAGUGUUCCUGUAUGACGGUGCAUCGGCCGACCUGGUCGGGGAAAUCGGAUCUCCGGCCCACAAAGGGGGCGUGUAUGGCGUGGCGUGGAAGCCAGACGGAAAGCAGCUGUUGACGGCGUCUGGCGACAAGACUUGCAGACUGUGGGACGUGGAGACAAAGUCGCUCGUCUCGGAGUUUGUGAUGGGAACACAGGUCGAGGAUCAGCAGGUUUCAUGUUUAUGGCAAGGCCAGUAUUUGCUGACUGUAUCACUGAGUGGGUUCAUCAACUAUUUGGAUGUCAAUAACCCUGAUAAGCCUAUAAGGAUUGUAAAGGGUCACAACAAGCCAAUCACGGUGCUCACGCUCAGUCCGGGACGAGAAACUAUUUACACUGGGUCCCACGAUGGCUUUGUCACCACCUGGAACGCAAAGACAGGUGAGAACGAUAGAAUCCAAGGUGCUGGCCACGGGAACCAGAUCAACGGCAUGAAGGCCGUCGAUGGCUCCGUGUACACCUGCGGCAUCGACGACAGCCUGAAGCAGAUAGACACGGAGGGGAGGAAGUAUGCCGGGAUUGACGUCAAGUUGGGGUCCCAGCCACGAGGAAUGGACGUCACUGGAGACAGGGUUGUGGUGGCGACUGUGAAAGAGAUCAGUGUGCUGCAAGACGGGCGCAAAGCCUCGAGCCUCCCUGUGGACUACGAGCCGUCGUGUGUGUCCAUCCACGAGGAGAGCGGCGAGGUGGCGGUGGGCGGGACUGCGGACAACAAGGUCCACGUCUACAAGCUGACGGGGGCGAGCCUGGCCCACAAGCAGGAGUUGGAGCACCUGGGCCCCAUCACGGACUGCGCGUACUCGCCCGACAGCCAGUACCUCGUUGCCUGCGACGCCAACAGGAAGGUGAUCCUCUACAGGCUGCCCGAGUACCAGCUCGCCCACAACAAGGAGUGGGGGUUCCACAACGCCCGCGUCAACUGCGUGGCCUGGUCUCCAAACUCCCUGCUAGUGGCCAGCGGCAGCCUCGACACCACCAUCAUCAUCUGGAGCAUACAGAACCCUGCCAAGCACACCAUCAUCAAGAAUGCACAUCCGCAGAGCCAGAUAACGCGCAUAGCCUGGCUGGACGACGAGACGCUGGUGUCCGUGGGCCAGGACUGCAACACCAAGCUGUGGACUGUUGCUGCCAUAUAGAUGGUGAGGCAGAUGUCCAGAGAAUGCUUGUGGUGUAUGAACUAUGAAGAAUACCCUCGUGAAGUUUUUAUAUCUCCAUUGUAAAAGGUGAUUUUGUUGAAUUUUGAGCCAAAGUAUUUUGUUUACUAUUGGCAGUGGGUGCAAUGCCUGUGCACUGGACAGCGUGGUUUCUGUGAUUAAUUUCGAGAGUGACGUAUUUAUUUAUUGUACAAUUGAUAACUGUUUGAUGGCGUAACCAAAUUGACGUGUCGCUGCUUCAGUGCAGAGAUGUUCCUAUGUUCUUUUCCAAGUGCAAUUGUUUUCUGGUUCAAAGCAAAAUCAACAGUCUUAAAGUUUAUCUUGUCUUCAUGUAAGUCAGCUUGUCUCUGUCUAUGGCUUUUUAAUUAUUUGUAGAUACAUAAUUUUACUAGUGAUUUACUAAAAUAAACAUAUAUUUAUUUUCAACAUUACAAUUCAGUUGAGAAAGAUCUUUCUUUGGCCAGUGCAGUUUAAGAUAAUUUUUUUUGUCUCAGUACGUGCACUGUUUUCUGAGCAAUUUUACGUAUAAAAGCUAGUUGGGAAUCCAUCCAAGCAGUGCAGGUUGGGAAGUUUAGUUAGUUUCUGUCGUACCUACCCCUCCUUGGUCUGUCUAUCCCCUGUAGAUAUGCUUAACUAAAAUGGAGCGAGAUGCUUUACCAAGAAAAUUAUGUCGUUUAUGGAUUUCAGUAAACGUGUUCUGAUUCAUGUAGGUAUCUGGUUUCCCAUUUUGUGGAAAGAUGCAUGGGAAAGUAAUGGGUCAUGUAUUUUUCUAAAACAAAUUAAAUAAAUGUUCUUAAUUUACAUUCAUAAAGAGUGAUGAAUUAUGUAUGGUGUAACAUUAAAGAGCAAAAAAAUUAUUUUUAUAACACCAUGUUACUGUUUGCAAUGUUCGUGCUUGGGUAAAUUGUACCAGUUACUAGCAGUUUUAGCAAAAAUAUCUCAAGUUUCCCCCCCUCCCCCUUCCCCAAUUUCUCUUUGAUACAUUUUGCAAAAAAAAAAAAAUGUUUUCUUUAUCUCAGAUUUUGUCCAAUUGUUUUCCCCAUCCAAAAUAUUCAUUAGACACUCACACCUAGUAUGUCUGAAUAUCAGAAAUGGAAAUUAAGUGAAAAUUUUGAUGUAGUUAGCAUGAAGAGUAAAGCUAGAAUUUUUUUGGGUGGGUAACGUGGGGAUGACUGGAAUUACAUAUUAUGCAUUUCUAGAAACAAUAAAUUAUACAUGUAAACUUCUAAUCACUCAGUGUUGUAUAUUUUAUAUUAGUACAUAAAGGUUAUUUUAAAAAAAAAUUUUUUCUAAGAUUUGUUUGCAUUGUCUACACUGCUGGUUAGCAUAUCUACUGUGUGUGCUUUAUGUAGCAAAUACUGGUUGACAUGUAUGCACUUGUGAGUUCAUUGUCUGCUGAUUGCAUGUAGUCCUCCUUUACAAACAUAACUAAUAUACCUUACAGAGAAAUUACAUAUUUAUCUUGUUCUGGAUGUUUGAUUUCACAUAUUACGUACUGUUCUAUAAUCUAUUAAGUCUAGUAAAUAUUUCUUAUUCUGAUAUCUUGUCCCUCCACAAACUAGGAUAAGUUAUAUGUAUUACGAGUUAUAUCAUUUCAGUUUGUUUUAUAUUAAUUGCUUUGUGAGUGAUUUUUGUGGCGUUUACAUUACUUAUAAGUUAUAAGUAAAAUUUUGUGGAACAAAUAUUUGUUACUUUUUAGUACUGAGCAAUGUAUGGAGUGAAUUUUUAAGAUUAAUAUUAACAUAUUUUUGCUUUUGCAAGUUGUCUCCUGGACAAAUGAGAGUUUCCUUAGUUUUUGUGUUUCUAAGAUAAAAUGCUCACUAACUCUGGUUGUUUUUGCCAGUGAUAGGAUUUGCAGACAAAAGUUUCGUUUUGUGUUUUAUUAUGCAGUUAGAUUAUGUGUGCUGCUUCAUUCCCACAACUGCAGUAGAUUCCCGACUAUCCGGGUGCGGGUUAUCCGGUUUGCGGGUUAACCGUGCCAUAUUUUCUUAAGCCAAGAACACAAAAAUGAUUUAACUUUUUAUUUCUGUGGGUGCACAAUAGCAACGGCACUUGUGUUGCAUUAAAUACAAUGCAAUAAUUUAUUAGUAAUGCAACGAAUUAAAGUGACAACCCACCAAAUAAUAUUUUGCUCUUUCCUUGAUAGCUAUUCGCUUCCUUCAUUGUAUAUUUAUUUCCGAUGAUGCCCUAGUUUCAAACAACCACUAACCCACAUAGCAGCAGCUCUGGAGUCUAAAGCGAAAAGCCAUAAGCUUUCAGGGCUAGUUUACCUCGCACCUACUAGGAUUCGCUUGCUGCAAAUCAUGGCAGAAAGCAUCUAGUUAAUAACAGUCAGGAAUUAUGUUAACAGGUUAAAUAUUCUAAUAAUAUAAAACUUUAAGUUUAUACUUUUUAAAAUCUUAUUUCAACUGAAAUAUAUCACCUAUAUCAGAAACAUUAUUUUGUAACUCAGAUAUGUUGGUAGUGCCUACAUAGGAAUGUUAUGCCCAAGCCUUAGUAUGUGAAUAAUGUGGUACGUGAAUUAUUAAGUUUACCAUAUUUACUCGCAUAUAGGUCGCGGCAAUUUUACCAGAUUUGAUGGGGAAAAAAUGAAGUGCGACCUAUAUGUGAAGAAAAUUUUUUUUAAAUUUUUGAGGAAUUUUUUUUGCAAUAUUUUGCUUUAAAAUGCGAAAAAGAAGUUUAUAUAGGUAUAGGCAAAUUUAUUUACAAUGUACACAUACAUCGAAACCCCUUAUUUACGUUACGUACCGUUAUUUACGUUUUUACGUUAUUUGCACUAUAUUCUUCAGGUCCCGUUUAGUUCCCAUAUAGUCCAAUACAAUACUUUCACGCGAAUUAUGUCUCAAAAAUCGAAUCCAUCCCGCUAUUUACGUCACGUAACAACCAGAAAAUACGGUGGGUACUUUAAGAGUAGAUAAGAUUAGCUAGGACUUAGGCCUAAAAACAUUGUGAAAAAUGUAACGUUUAUAGUCGGCAAUGAACAUUUUAAAUCGCAAAAUAUACAUAUUUUAUAACAUGAAAAGUUGCUUUUAUUUCUAAACAUGUAAUAAUUUAAUCCUAGGCGUGUAAAAGCCCGAGUAAUUAUAGAAGGAGACAAUCUAAAAUGCACGAGGGAAAAACGUAAACUCACCAAUGUAUUAUCGUGGCUGAUUGAUAAGUUCUGAUUCGUAUUUAUGUCACAACUUAGCCAAAAUACUGGUACGAGACAAACUCACAAGAUAAAAUGAGCGGAGUCUUCGUAACUGUUUUAUACGUAUUUUAUAAUUUCGGAAAUAUUGUACAGUUGACGCAUAUUUUUUAAACUAACAAUUUAUUUCUGGGGAUCGUAAUUAAUUAAUUAUUGGUAUCAAUACAUCAAGAUGAACGUAAACUUGAACAUGUCACGGCAGCAAGAAAACUGGUGUGUAUGCCAAUAAACUGGUAUUAGAACUGGACAAUACUGGUACACGGGAGGUGGAGCUUAUAAUUUUUUCCGCUAAGCUCACAUCUAUUGGCUGUCUGCUGAUGGAAGCUCACGAGUCUGGGCGGAGCGUUGAGUGAGUUAUACUGCGCAUGCGCAGCUCAGAGAACAGAGAGAGCCAGCCGGCGGCCACGCCGCGCCGUAACAACAGCUGAUCGAGUACAAUGACCUUUCUCCGCGCACUGCGCGCUAUUGACGGUAAAUUUCCAUCAAUUUGUGGCCCUUUUUUUAAAUUUUUUUUUACUGUGGUGCAAUGCGUAUGUGUAAUGAAUUACCGGUGCGACCUAUAUGGGGGGAAUCUUAAAUACCAAAUUCAAGACCUCAAAUUAUGGGUGCUACCUAUAUGCGAUGGCGACAUAUAUGCGAGUAAAUAUGGUAAUUUUAGGUGGUUUAAUCUGAAAAUGUUUUUUAAUAUUUAUUUUAAUGUACAUCUAAUGUAUUUAGACAUAUUUAUAUUAGUACUGUAUAAUAAUUUUUAAUGGGAGUAGUGUCUUGAUUAAAAUGGUAGUCAGCAAGCACAAUUGAUUGGAAAAAGAAUUAUUUUGAUUAAAAUACUAGCUUACUGAAAAAAUGCAUUUGACUAGCGCUCUGUUUUACUGAAAUGAAUUAGGGCAUUACUUCGAGGGGUGUCUGUUACAGUGUUUGUCUAAAUAGUAGAGAUAAUAAAUUUUAAGUUUUUUUUUUUUUUUUUUACUUUGCUUUAACCGUGUUUUUCGGUUAUUCGUGAACCCCUUGCCUGUCAUUACCCCGGAUAAUCGGGAGUCUACUGUAUAUUCAUUCAUUGACAGCUGCAUUUAUUUAUAGCCAGAAAAUAGUAACCCUGGUGCUCUUUAAAAAUGAUCAGUAGCUUCUUGAGAGAACAAGACCACAAUUAAAUAUUACAUAUUGUGUGCUGUUUCUGAACCAUUUUUUUAUAUGAUGUAAAUUUUGUGCUUAUAAUUGUGACCAAACAUAAACUCUACAUUCUGUUUCAAUUGGUUUAGUUAGUAUAAAAGGUUGGGUCUUGCUUGCAAAAAAUGGUUCUCAUAAUGAUUUAUAGAAGCCAUAUGAAGUGAGUUCUAUCACUGAUGUGUUUAGAUGCUUAAUUGAUAUUUGUUAGAUGCUUAAUUGAUAUUUGGAUUGAACCCCUUGCCAUUUGGUUGACAGAGCUACAAAUACAAAUAAUGCAUAAAAUAAUGGAGGGAAAAUAAUUGUUGGUUUUUCAUUAAAAAUCAGGUAAAUGCCAUACACUUCAUACAAACGUAAUGUACAAGUGUUGCCCGUUCUUGUUUUAUCAGUUGUUUGAUUUAAGUAUACUAGUGUGUGACAUUUUGUAAAACUUUGUAAUGACAAUACAUAUGUUAACAUGU
Molecule: messenger RNA, 6747 nt
Organism: Bacillus rossius redtenbacheri
Lineage: Eukaryota; Metazoa; Arthropoda; Insecta; Phasmatodea; Bacillidae
Gene: flr
Product: actin-interacting protein 1
Exons: 15
Coding region: 115-1920 (601 amino acids)
Biological process (GO): actin filament depolymerization; sarcomere organization; locomotion
Cellular component (GO): cortical actin cytoskeleton
Molecular function (GO): actin filament binding
Source: RefSeq, a predicted model, not a curated record